AUGAGUGGAUCUUCGAUUAUUGACGAACAAUGUCUUAUAAUUAAAGAACAAGAAAUAUCUCUCAAUAUCGAACAACUCAAGAAAUGCUUUGAUACGAUUGUCUCCGAAUUGAACAAACUCAAAUUCCCCACCAAUAUCAAUGCAAUUCAAAAGAUAUCAACAUCCAUUACGAUAGAUGAUACCAAUCCCUACAAUCAAUCUGACAUUGUGAAUCAUCCACUAUUUAUCAUUAUCCGUGAUUGCUACUUAGAUGUACUACACCAAUGGCGAACUGAUCAAAGACUCGAACAAUCAUCUCGUGCAGCUUUCUCCGAAAUCUCAGUCUUGUUCGCAAUUAUUGGUGAUUAUGUCACUGAUAUCAAUGUAAACGCAGUAAAACAACUUCUAAUUCAUAAGCCACUCAUUGAUGAACUUAACGAAUGUCUUAUAGAAGUUGCAAUCCAUGGGAAAUAUUUACAAGAUCUUCAAAUCGAUGCCGUCGAUUUUAUGAUUCGCGCCAUUCAUCGUCUUUCAAGACGUCGAUUGGAAAUUCAGAAUGAUGCGUUACUUGGACCACUCUUAGAUGUUAUAGUCAAAUGCGUUUGUUCACCAUUUUUUUUCAAUAUAUUCAUGCAAAUUACUGAAUUAAAAAAUCUCAACGAAGCACAAACAUUUUUACUUAAUACAUGCACGGAUUAUAUUGCUUGGUAUGAAGGCAAUCGUCGUCAUGCCAUCUAUUCUGUUGUUCGUACUGCUCUAUUAAAACCGUUUACACAAUGGUUCCAAAGUCAUGUAGCUACGUUUCAGCAGUGGAAUCAAUUGAUAAACAAUGCUAUAGACAAACACUGUGCUAUUAUGUUCGAUUUUGGUUUGGAGAAUGAUGAAAUGCUCAGUAGUGAUAUUCGUGAUGAUUGUGAAAAGCUUAUUGAUGGUUUUAUUUUCAUUCUAUCUUCAUUAUCAAAUUCUACGGCUAACACAUCGAGCAUUGAUUUGAUAGGCAUCUGCAUGUUUCAUUUAUAUGCAAUGACACUAGAACAGAAUCUAUUAGAUUAUAUCAAAAGUCGACAAUUAUCUUCCAUUCUAUUGAAAUUGAUCGAUAUUGGUAAUGAAGAAAUGCAAUUUAAUGCUUAUCGUAUUUUAGCUUCGAUUAUGACAGAACAAGAUAUUAAAAUGUUAGCCAAUCCAAGCAAAAUUGCCAAUGUUUUUUUCAGAUUUCUCGUCGAAGUAAUUGAUAAUCCACGAAAAAUUCGACGACUACGAAAUCUACUUCGUUGUUUAAAGAGUUUGGUUCAACAUGAUCAAAUUAAAGAAGAACUGAUCAAGGAAGGUAUAUUACCACAGCUUAUUCGAUGUGCAACAGAAAUCAAAUUUGAUCCAUUGAAAGAACAGCAACCAGCGCUCGAGAUCCUUCUCGCUAUGACAUUCAAUAGUGAAGCAGCUGCAUUACUCAAACAAAACUCACAAUUCAUAUCUUAUCUUAAAACACUUCUAAUUUCAUCACCUGAGCAAGGCGUAAGGCGAGCUGUCGAAGGUCUUAUUUGGAAACUGGAAAAAGAAGAUACAGCGACUGCGAACUCGGCUAUAAAAUCGACGACACAAAGUGCUAUAAGUUACAAAUAUGACAUUAUGUUGAGUUAUUCUCAUAGUGACAAGGAUUUGUGCUAUCGUCUUCAUGAUCGUCUGAACAAUGAUCAUUUUCGUGUAUGGCUCGAUCGAGAGCAGAUGCAUGGAUCAACUAUGGUUGCGAUGGCUGAUGCAAUUGAAAAUUCACAGUUUGUUUUAAUCUGCAUGUCAGAUGCAUAUAAACAAAGUGUCUACUGUCAAUCCGAAGCUCACUAUGCUUAUGAACGUCGCUGUCAUUUAAUACCAAUUGUAAUGAAGCCAAAUUAUCGGCCAGAUGGAUGGUUAGGUAUCACGGUCAGUGGAAAGAUUUAUGUUGAUUUUCCAAAGCUAGGUUUCGAUCAAGCUUAUCUUAAAUUAAAAAAUGAGAUCGAUCAGCAACGAAAAAAUUUCCAGCAUUCAACUAAGAAUCUAGAUCAACUGCGAUCUGAUCCAUCCAUAACAGCAACACAUUUAACACCAAUAGAAAUGACAUCUAACAAUUCAGAUGGUCAACGGUCAAUCAACAUGUGUGUAAUGUUUCUCCAAAUCGUUUGCUUUGCUGAAACAUUUUUAUAA
This is a messenger RNA of Rotaria socialis, 2157 nucleotides long. NCBI's taxonomy places the organism in Eukaryota, Metazoa, Rotifera, Eurotatoria, Philodinida, Philodinidae. The record is from the annotation of a GenBank genome assembly.